Messenger RNA from Lolium rigidum, 1986 nucleotides. RefSeq names its product protein MALE DISCOVERER 2-like. Gene Ontology annotation, biological process: protein phosphorylation. Gene Ontology annotation, molecular function: protein binding; protein tyrosine kinase activity; ATP binding. The record is from RefSeq and is a predicted model, not a curated record. Lineage: Eukaryota; Viridiplantae; Streptophyta; Magnoliopsida; Poales; Poaceae. Bases 1 to 1986 code for a protein of 661 amino acids. The transcript is spliced from 12 exons.
AUGGGCGGUGCGCGGUGGGCGCUCCUCCUGCUCUUCGUCUCCCUCCUGCUGCUCCACGCGCAGGCAUGGCCCGGCGCCGCUCCGCUGAACGGCGAAGGAUUGGCUUUGCUGGAGCUUAGGGCCAGGGUGGAGGGAGAUCCCCAUGGAGUCUUCGAUGAUUGGGAUCCCAUGGGCAACAAUCCCUGCAGCUGGUCCGGCGUCCAAUGCUCUGACGGCAAAGUGGAGAUUCUGAACUUAACAGGUCGAGGACUAGCUGGAACUCUCGCACCUCAGAUCGGAAGCCUACAAGGUCUAAGAUCGCUUUUACUUCCCAAGAACAAUUUCCAUGGACAAAUUCCCAGAGAGUUUGGAGGGUUAUCUGCACUUGAAGUACUGGAUUUGAGUGCCAACAACUUGGAUGGAGCAAUUCCAAAAGAACUGGGUGCAAUGCCACUGCUCAAACAGAUAUCGCUUCAUAAUAACCAGUUCCAAGAUGGCUUCUCUUCUUUCGACAUACAAGAUAGAGCUGCCAAGCAAGCAUGCUGCUUGAGAAGAAAACUAGGUUGCUGGCUGGUGUCUAUGAAUUGGAUUUCUUUCAACGGCGUCCGCGAGAAAUAUUGCACCGAUCUACCAAGUCUUGGUGCGCCACACAUCAUGCAGAAUUUGCAGUCCUUUGCAAGUGCCAUGAGCCGCAGGCUGCUCCGUGAAGCUGGCAAUCUGCCUGCUCUUUCAGGGAAUGAUCCGGCAAAUUCAAAAGAAAUCCCGAGACCUGUUGAUGUUCUAUCUCUAGGGAGUGGUUCAUUUUCUGCGUUCCCGAAAUCGAACGGACCGUUGCUUCCAGAAUCUGUUCAGAAUGUUGAUCCUGCAACAGUGAAGCAGCUAUCUGCACCAGUAACCCAAUCAGCUGACAAAGAGUCAUCUGGUGCAAAGUACAGCAAGUGGAUUUAUGUGCUCAUUUUCCCAGCUGCAAUAUUACUCAUUGUUGUGCCGAUUUUGAUUUGCCGGAAGCAAGGGCAUGCAUCGAUGGCCCCCUGGAGAACAGGACUGAGUGGGCCACUUCAAAAGGCAUUUGUAACAGGUGUUCCAAAGCUAAACAGGCCAGAACUUGAAGCAGCUUGCGAGGAUUUCAGCAACAUCCUUAACACUUUCCCUAGCUGUACUGUGUUCAAGGGGACAUUAUCUAGCGGCGUUGAGAUCUGUGUUGUCUCCACUUCCAUUUCAUCAAUCAAAGACUGGCCCAAGAGUGCAGAAACGCUCUUCAGAAAAAAGAUAGAUACACUGUCAAGAGUCAACCACAAGAACUUUGUCAAUCUACUCGGAUAUUGCAUAGAAAAUCAACCAUUCAUGAGGAUGAUGGUGUACGAGUAUGCUCCAAAUGGAACUCUAUCUGAUCAUCUUCAUGUCAAGGUGUAUGAGCAUCUGGACUGGGCUGCGAGGAUGAGGAUCAUCAUGGGCAUGGCCUACUGCCUCCAGUACAUGCACCAUGAAAUUGAACCACCUGUGGCUGUAAACGAUAUGCGCUCUGACGCAAUCUUUAUGACAGAUGACUAUGCUGCCAAAAUUGCUUAUGUUGGCAUGUGGAAAGAACUCGCAGACAAAGCGAAAGCUGCAAAGGAGGAUGGCAGUAGUAGUCGCUCUGAAUCUGCUCCCGAUCUCACGGGCAACAUCUUCUGCUUCGGCGCGCUUCUGAUGGAGAUCAUAACUGGAAAGCUUCCUGAACAAGACGACCAUGAAUCUAUCUGCACCUGGGCUGCAGAGCAUCUCAAAGCCAAGAGGUACACCGAGCUUGUCGACGAGUCCCUCCAGGAUCACAAGGCCAACGAGCUUGAGGCCGUCUGCGAGGUGAUCCAGGAAUGCACCGACCCUGACCCGACGCGGAGGCCAGAGAUGAGAGACGUCACGGGCAAGCUCAGGGAAGUCCUUGCCAUCACGCCGGAGGGGGCGGGGCCGCGGCUCUCACCCCUCUGGUGGGCUGAGCUCGAGUUACUGUCCAUAAAGUCGAGCUAG